AUGGGUAAGACGCGUGGUAUGGGUGCGGGGCGUAAGCUCCAGAUCCACAGGCGCAACCAGCGGUGGGCGGACAAGGACUUCAAGAAGAGCCACUUGGGCAGCGAGUGGAAGAAGCCCUUCGCCGGCGCUUCCCACGCCAAGGGCAUCGUGCUGGAGAAGAUCGGCAUUGAGGCCAAGCAGCCCAACUCGGCCAUCCGCAAGUGCGCGCGUGUGCAGCUGAUCAAGAACGGCAAGAAGAUUGCCGCCUUCGUGCCCAUGGACGGCUGCCUCAACUUCAUCGAGGAGAACGAUGAGGUGCUCAUCGCCGGGUUCGGUCGCCGCGGCCACGCCGUCGGUGAUAUCCCCGGUGUGCGCUUCAAGGAAGACAGCAGCGGCGGCGGCAGUGUCAGCAGCAGGGUGGCAGCGUCGGCUGUGGAGGAGUGCGGUGAGCGCCGCGCCAACGGCCAGGCUAACCCUUCCUCGGUGCCACCCUCGUAUCGCACGCGCGCUCUGCGCGCGCCGCAGGUCGUCAAGGUGGCGGGUGUGUCGCUGCUGGCGCUGUUCAAGAGCAAGAAGGAGAAGCCGCGCUCGUAG
Monoraphidium neglectum is the source of this 573-nucleotide messenger RNA. Its product is annotated as 40S ribosomal protein S23. Gene Ontology annotation, cellular component: ribosome; cytosolic small ribosomal subunit. NCBI's taxonomy places the organism in Eukaryota, Viridiplantae, Chlorophyta, Chlorophyceae, Sphaeropleales, Selenastraceae. The record is from RefSeq and is a predicted model, not a curated record. Gene Ontology annotation, biological process: translation. Gene Ontology annotation, molecular function: structural constituent of ribosome. The transcript is spliced from 5 exons. Bases 1 to 573 code for a protein of 190 amino acids.